AUGGAACCACCAAUUGCUCUUAUUAAUCCAAUUCCAAAUGAUGUUCGCAGCGCAUUUAAAGCUUACAUUGAGAGCCCGACUUACACUAACAGAGAGCGCAUUGAAUACACCAAAUGGUGGGAGUUGCACAUCUUACUUGACAAUCCCGACCGAAAACCGCGGAACCCAGCUGAGUCUCGACUUAAGCACAGGGCUUUCUCUGAAUUUGAACUCAUCAACAAUCGGCUACAUCGCAAGCCAGAUUCCAAGCACCCAGAGCCACGAUAUGUGGUACCUGAGAAUGAAGCUUUUGAUACAAUUGCCAAUCAACAUUUACAACUGCUUCAUGCUGGGAAGAACAAGACUUGCGAAGCAGUGCAGCAAAAGUUUUAUGGCAUAACGCGUGCAGAUGUUGAAUUUAUUAUCAAACGUUGCAAGAACUGUGCACUUAAUCGACCAGCUGCGACGAAGCCUCCGCUAGUUCCCAUUGUUACAACUCGGGCUUGGGAACGUGUUCAAGCUGACCUAAUUGAUAUGCGCCAUGAACCAUCAGGUCAAUACAAGUGGAUACUACACAUCAAGGAUCACUUUUCCAAAUAUACCCAGCUGUAUCCAUUGAAAAGCAAGCACGCAGAGCCUAUUGCACAGGCCUUUACUCGAUUUAUCGCCGCCUUCUUACCUCCCAAGAUUGUUCAAACCGACAAUGGCAAAGAAUUCAAAGGAGCCUUAUUGAUCUUGCUGCGCAAGUAUGGGAUUCAGAUUAUUAACGGAGCACCAAGAUCACCUCAAACCCAAGGUUUGGUUGAACAAGCCAAUGGAGUAGUAGAAGCGAAGCUCAGAGCUUGGAAAAUGGAUAACGGAUCUACUGAAUGGGCCAAUGGAAUUAUGGAAGUUACGCUGGCAAUGAACACCCAGAAGCACUCAACUAUUGGUUGUGCUCCUGUAGAGCUGCUCUUUAGGGAGCGUACUCUCUAUACUGACUGGUUAAAUCAGCAAAAGCGACUAGACCCUGCUGUCGGCGUCCCCCAAGAGGAUUCCGCCCAAGCUCCAAUCUGUACCCUUAGCCCAGGCACUCCUGCUUCCAGUCCUGUAAUCAAUAUUGGGGUUAGCCCAGGCAGUUCCCAGAUUACCAUGCUUAUCAGCCCAGAAGCCGGGGUAGGGUCAGAAAUCAACGUACGAAUCUCGCCACCAAUUCGUAGCUCUCCAACACCCGAGCCAGAUCAAGAGCAGCGGGUGUCAGAGCUUACAGAUCAAGUAAUUGCGAAAGCCCAGAAGGCAACCCAGAGAGCAAAGCUUCGGAUGAUGCAGAAGUACUCUAAACAGCACAUCAUUCAACACUUUAACAUUGGAGACAUCGUCUCCAUCAAGGUUCCGAGAGAAGAUCGCACCUCCACUGAUAACCGGCGACUAUUUGGGCGUAUUCUAGAAGAACCCUACGCCCACAGAUACAGGAUCUUGACUACUUCAGGAGUUAUUAAGCGAUUAAUACCUACCAAGGGAUUAAGCGUGGUGAAUGAGUCUCUCUGGCCCGAUGUCACUAUUCCGAUGACUACUAAGGAAGUUACGCUUACAGAAGCAGCUAGGGACGCUUCCACCAGUGCACGAGUCGGAGUGUCAUGUCAGUGUAAAGGAGAGUGUAAUACCAAGCGGUGCAGGUGUUACAAGGAAAAUAAAGAGUGUACAGUUCAUUGCCAUGGGGAUGAUCAUAACUGCGGAAAUCAAUCAGGAUUGGCAAUUGGGGCUGAAUUGGCGUUAGUUGAGCGACCGAAAAAGAAGAGGGCGAGGGCAGAUACAGUAGGAAACAGUAAUUAA
Messenger RNA from Pochonia chlamydosporia 170, 1791 nucleotides. RefSeq names its product integrase core domain-containing protein. Gene Ontology annotation, biological process: DNA integration. Lineage: Eukaryota; Fungi; Ascomycota; Sordariomycetes; Hypocreales; Clavicipitaceae. The record is from RefSeq and is a predicted model, not a curated record. Bases 1 to 1791 code for a protein of 596 amino acids. Gene Ontology annotation, molecular function: nucleic acid binding. The transcript has a single exon.